This is a messenger RNA of Symbiodinium sp. CCMP2592, 1155 nucleotides long. NCBI's taxonomy places the organism in Eukaryota, Dinophyceae, Suessiales, Symbiodiniaceae. The record is from the annotation of a GenBank genome assembly.
AUGACCAUGACCGCAAUGUUCAUGGCAUCAGCAGUGUCAGCGCUUGUUUUGCGCAGUGCUGCUGUUCGAACUCAGCCUGGCAUCCUUGCCGGCUGCAACUACAAAGCGCUUGCCGCCGCCAAGGUUGACAGGCGCUGGGGGGCCGAAGCCGUGGAAGUGUCCUUCUGCGGGAGGUCGGCGAAGUUGCGCAAACGCGGACCGGUGCGUGAUCCGUUCGAUGGUGUGGAGUGGUGGGAUGCAUCGCAGCAGGGUGAAAAACUCACUGGCCAGGAGUCGGAGACCCUGAAGAAUCAUGUGGGCUCCUACUGGCGUUACGGGCGCUCGGUUGUCCAGCUUGGGCGUGGAUUGCUGCCGCCGCUUUAUUCCGAAGACUACAACACCGACUUCAAGGACAAGGACUAUGUUUCCUUGGCCCGUUCGGUUCUGGACUUUACUGUGACGCUUGGCGAUGCUGCAAACAAGCUUCCGGCUCCGAAGACCUGCGUGGAUUCGUGGCUGAGUGUUUGGUUGCCCUCGGAGAAGCUGCAAGCGCUCCGUGCAAAGGCGGCUAAUGGAGAGACAACCAGCUUCUCAUGGUUCCAGUCCCCUACCACAGAUGAGGAUCAUUCCUACAUGUUCUUGUCUGACAACAAUCAGCCCAGCCAUUGCAGCCCAUACUGCCAAUGGCGGAGCUUUUCCUUCCCGGUGCAGUUCCACUUCCGCACUCGCCAUUCCAAGGAUGUUGCCAAGUAUGACGACAAGGAGAAGCCAGUGCUCAUCUUGCCCAACUUGGCCUUCAAGGUUCUUGAUGUGUCAGAGGUAAUCACCGACCCCCUCUAUGUCAUGUCCUCAGCCGAGCUGGUGGAGUGGCUCAACGAGACACACCCCUACCGCAACUGGCAAUACGAGAGGGCCGGGCAAAGCUUUGGCCCAUACCCCCGCCUAGCACAGGCAGUGCAAGAUCGGGGGAUGGACGGGCAGGGUUUCUCAGCAUGGGAGGUGGAUGGCAAGUACGACAUGCUUCACUUGGAGGGUGCGGAGUAUCGCCCCUUCUUUGACGCGCUUGCAUCUCGCUUUGAGAUGCCUCCUCGAGCCGGCAGGUUUGGCACUCCUGUCGCUAAUCAGGCUCCCUACAUCAUCAAGGUCAAAUUGGAAGACACCGAGGGAUGUGCUUAG